Histoplasma mississippiense is the source of this 519-nucleotide messenger RNA. RefSeq lists its product with no specific name. Lineage: Eukaryota; Fungi; Ascomycota; Eurotiomycetes; Onygenales; Ajellomycetaceae. The transcript is spliced from 6 exons. The coding region runs from base 1 to 519 and encodes 172 amino acids. The record is from RefSeq and is a predicted model, not a curated record.
AUGCCGCGCCGAGAGGACUUAGUAAAGCGAUUCCAACUUACGGUCGUGUUGGAGGCUUGGUUUGGAUUAUACGACCAGGAUCCAUACCUGUCAAACGGUACGACAACUGUUGCUGUUGGUGCGGAGUAUCAAGUCCAAACCAACAAAGAUGAUUAUGAUAACGACAAUGGUCGUAAAUCCGACCUCAUGCUGAUGGAGGACAUUCCUCUGCCCAUGGAUCCUCGGAAAUUCUCCCACAUUGGUGGGGAAAGCGUCCAGCGUUCCUUGAAGACAGAGUUCGAGGUCAUGGAUCAAGACCCCUACUCUAGCGACGUUCUUGCAGCUGCCGUCGAGGCCAGCUCCUUAUCACCAGACGCCGAAGAAGGGGAGUUGCGACUUUCGGGGGGGUGGGGUUGGGCGGGGAGAAAGUGGGAUAGAGAAUUUGAGAAUUUCAAAGAGUUGAAGAUAGAGCUGUUGAUGAAACUGUAUAUGAGAUACAGUACUAGUGUCAGAGUCAGUACCAGACUGUCUGGCAGAUGA